Messenger RNA from Alternaria burnsii, 1434 nucleotides. RefSeq lists its product as uncharacterized. The record is from RefSeq and is a predicted model, not a curated record. NCBI's taxonomy places the organism in Eukaryota, Fungi, Ascomycota, Dothideomycetes, Pleosporales, Pleosporaceae. The coding region runs from base 1 to 1434 and encodes 477 amino acids. The transcript has a single exon.
AUGUACCGUCGCAGCGACCCCAGGUGGAAUCGCACGCUCCACCAGAUUACGGAGAAUCUCGAGCACGCAAACGAAUCGGCGCAGGAGAACAUCUACGGCUUCACCCAGCGCUACGUCAACCCAUGCUUCUCGUCCAUGACCCAAUGCGUCAAUGCGUGUACGGCGCCAUGCUUCCCAGCGCACAACGACCGCCGGCGCAAUCGCGGACGAUCACGCGGCCGGGCAGAAGUCAGCUUCGACUUCUACGACGACUGGGAGGACGACGAGAACGACGGUCUUUUGGGCUGGGGCACCGACAACCUCGACCGCUUUCUCGGCGGCGCGGCCAACUAUGGCGCGACGACGCAGCCUGGCCGACAGAGCGGCAUGACUUAUGGACAGCGAAACCGCGAUCCGAGAUACAAUACGCCGCGGCGCAAAAGCAUGACACUGCCGCGAGACGGCGCCCAGGACCCGACUCUCAUCCCAAGUUCUUCUUACUUUGGCUUCCUGGGACGACUGCCUUGGAAGAUUGGGGGUCGGGGACUGCGAUACAAGCCAUCAGCGGCAGACCUUACCGACCACCCAGGCGCGACGCGAAGGAGUCUGGAAGAGGAACAGCCGCUGAUCGACGACAGUGAUGAGGAUGCUCUCGAGGGGCCGGAGAACAAGGGACAUCGCAGGCAGAGAAGCAACACGCAUACGUCUGGACACACGACCGACUCGCUGAGUUCCAGAGGCGACAUUUUCCCCAGCGAAGACGAGCUUGAGGACGCGGUACCGCUCGACGACGAGUUCACCAUCGCGCUCGAGCGACGUACCACAGGCCAGUGGAACGAAGAUAGCACCAGCAGCAACAAGGCACGCUCAAGUAAGAGCAAGCGGCCCUCUGCAUCACGCCUAUCCACCCGAACUGUCUCUUCGCGCAACACAAGCAACUCAGAUAAACCACCAUUGACCCAGCGCUCCACCUCCGAAACCAUCGAAGAAGUCCCCACUCUCGACCAACUACAAAAGGAAGAGGAACGCCUGCGUCUAGAGGAAGAAAUGGAAGUCCACCGCAAGCGUCAAGAAGCCCAACAGCUCGCCGUCAAGCGUGGCCUAGCCUCCGACCAAAAAGCUCUCUCUACCAAAUCCAGUACGCCUCGCUCCUUGUCGCCAACCCAUGCAAUGGCGACUGUGAAUUCGACUGUAUCGCCACUUGUACGCACGCCCGCUGGCGAAACUGCGCCUGCGGCCGACCAGAGCGACUCGAUGCCAUUUCCCAGUUUCGUAGAUAGCCAGACGAUGCCGGAUAGUAGUGGGUUUUAUGUCGAUGAGAGUGACUAUUCGAGCAAGGCUGUCACGCCGAAUCGACCCUUGUCUAUCAAGGAAGAGGUGAGGGAAGACAGGAAAGGAGCAGAUGAUGGAGAGGCAUUUGUUCCUGCUCGAUUACCCAAUUUUGUGUCUGAGUAA